Carassius gibelio (silver crucian carp) is the source of this 1916-nucleotide messenger RNA. Its product is annotated as growth hormone secretagogue receptor type 1-like. The record is from RefSeq and is a predicted model, not a curated record. The transcript has 2 exons. Gene Ontology annotation, biological process: G protein-coupled receptor signaling pathway. Gene Ontology annotation, molecular function: G protein-coupled peptide receptor activity. Gene Ontology annotation, cellular component: plasma membrane. Bases 906 to 1916 code for a protein of 336 amino acids. NCBI's taxonomy places the organism in Eukaryota, Metazoa, Chordata, Actinopteri, Cypriniformes, Cyprinidae.
UAGAUUUUUAUUUUUAUUUUUUUGUUAAAUAUAAUAACCCUCUUUUAUGCUCACUAAAUUGUAAUUUUAAGAAGAUAUCCCCAAAAAAUGUUGAUGUAAAGAUUACAAGUCCAUAAUUUUCCAAAUUGUUUAAUUGGAUAAAACUUGAUAAAUACUGAUAUGCAAAUAAUUAUCAUUACCCAGCGCUUCAAGACCAUGAAGACCAUAUUAGUAGAGAGUUUGCACUUAUAUCAGUGUUGCCAAGUCCCAGUCUUCCCGUGGAAGUGGGCUAAUUUAACACUGUUCCCGCAGUUCGUUUUUCAUGUCCGACUCCAAUGAAGAGACUCUGAUAACAUGAUAUUUAUCCCCUGUAACGUGAAUUUUAGCAGGGGAACCCACAAAAAAAAGUUUUUAUUUUACUCUCCCGGAAUGCGAUUUUUAACUGGAAAUCCCCUCGAAAUGUUUCUGGCCUAGUUUUGAUUAACGACUGGGCGGUGGGUUUUCUUCUGUAACCUGGCAACCCUGACUUAUACAUGCAUCAAGAGCUGUUAAUUUAAACAUAUUUUGAAAGCCAAAGCCCCACCUCACACCUCUAUCCCUAUCUGUCUACUGUCUCCACCUCUUGUGAUGUCACUAUUUAAUUAAAUAUUGGACUAAGUGAUAUUCUGCACGUACACAGGAGAGGAGAGGUGACGCUCUCCUCUCCUGUAGCAGAGCACCAGAUACUACACCCUACAAGUCUCGUCUCUCUCAUCUCCUGUUAAAACUCGCCACCUCUUUGGUUCCUCCUUCCCUGAUGCUGAAACAGACUUUCAGUGAAGAAGUCUCAUCAGAGUUCUUCAUGCUCAACCUCUUUUAAAGUUCUUUUGUACUUUUACCAUGAUCUCUUAGAUCGAAUCAAAGGGCAUCUGCAGAUUUGCAUCAACAUGGAUGAGUUCAUGGAGGACCACCACUAUGGAGACUCUCUCUUCCCAACCUCCACCCUAAUUCCUGUCACCACCAUUUGCAUCCUGCUCUUCGCCGUCGGCAUAACUGGCAACACCAUGACCAUCCUCAUUAUCCAGCGCUUCAAGGACAUGAAGACCACCACCAACCUGUAUCUCUCCAGCAUGGCCAUCUCAGAUCUGGUCAUCUUCCUUAGCCUCCCCUUCGACCUCUACCGCCUCUGGAAGUACGUACCCUGGGUCUUUGGGGAGCUGGUGUGCCGUCUAUCACACUACAUCAAUGAAGGAUGCACCAAUGCCACCAUCCUCCACAUCACAGUGCUCAGCAUGGAGCGAUACCUGGCCAUCUGUUUCCCUUUCAAAGCCAAAGCUGCCAUCACCAAGAGGAAGGUCAAAUAUGUCAUUCUGGCUCUGUGGGGUUUUGCCCUGCUGUCCGCUGCUCCAGUGUUCUUCCUGAUGGGGGUGGAGUACGAGAACGAGACGAUACCUGACCCGGACACGCGGCAGUGCAAGCACACACGCUAUGCCAUUGAAUCAGGGCUGCUGCACACCACCAUUUGGGUGUCGACCGCCUACUUCUUCUGCCCUAUGUUUUGCUUGCUCUUUCUGUAUGGAUCCAUCGGUCGAAAGUUGUGGAAGAGUCGUCAUGAGCUUCAUGGCCCCAAUGCGGCAGCCAGACAGAAGGUCAACAGGCAGACCGUCAAGAUUCUGGCUGUUGUUGUGUCGGUCUUUGCCAUCUGCUGGCUUCCUUACCACAUCGGUCGGUUCCUCUUCACACACGUGGAUGACUACCACUCUGCCCGGCUCAGUCAGGACUUCAAUGUGGCUUCCAUGGUGCUCUUCUAUCUGAGCGCCUCAAUUAACCCCGUCCUCUACAACCUUAUGUCCAACAAGUACCGCUCCGCCGUCAAACGCCUCUUCCUGUUGCCCCACGGGCGCCAUCACCGGCCCAACCAGAGGCAUACCUCGACCCGUGAUGACUUCACCAUGUGA